UCUGCUAUUGCACAUGUAAGUGUAAUUUCCACGUCCUUGCGGUCUCGUCUUGCGUGAAGGAACGUUUGAGUCAUGUUGCUUUUGUCGAAUAGAAUCAAGUUGUGUUCGCUGGCGUUUACCGCCGUGCGUCUGUGCAGCAGCGGCGUCGCAGCUGCCAACAACAACCCGACCGUUUACUUUGACAUUGCUGCAGAUAACGAGCCUCUCGGCAGAGUAACCUUUGAGCUCAACGCUGACGUUGUGCCUAAAACGGCAGAAAACUUCCGGGCGUUGUGCACAGGGGAACUUGGUUUCGGUUACAAGGGAUCAGUUUUCCACAGAGUGAUUCCUCAGUUCAUGUGCCAGGGUGGUGAUUUCACAAACCACAAUGGGACUGGAGGGAAGUCUAUCUACGGAUGGAAGUUUCCCGAUGAGAACUUCAAACUGAAGCACACUGGACCUGGAAUCCUGUCCAUGGCCAACGCUGGAGCAAACACCAAUGGAUCCCAGUUCUUUAUCUGCACUGCUAAAACAGAAUGGCUGGAUGGCAGACAUGUUGUCUUUGGCAGCGUGAAGGAGGGAAUAGACGUGGUCAAGAAAGUGGAGUCUUUUGGUUCACGGUCUGGGCGAACCUCCAAGAGGAUCACUAUCACAGACUGUGGAGAGCUGAAGUAGACUUCGAUGAGCAGUGGACACGGUCCUCGUCUCAUCUCCUGCUGUACUUUCAAUACCUCUCACUCCUGACAAUAAAACAUCUGGCUCAGUU
Messenger RNA from Solea senegalensis (Senegalese sole), 745 nucleotides. RefSeq names its product peptidyl-prolyl cis-trans isomerase A-like. NCBI's taxonomy places the organism in Eukaryota, Metazoa, Chordata, Actinopteri, Pleuronectiformes, Soleidae. Gene Ontology annotation, molecular function: peptidyl-prolyl cis-trans isomerase activity. The transcript has 6 exons. The record is from RefSeq and is a predicted model, not a curated record. The coding region runs from base 73 to 654 and encodes 193 amino acids. Gene Ontology annotation, biological process: protein folding; regulation of mitochondrial membrane permeability involved in programmed necrotic cell death; cellular response to hydrogen peroxide. Gene Ontology annotation, cellular component: mitochondrion.